This is a messenger RNA of Helianthus annuus (common sunflower), 930 nucleotides long. RefSeq lists its product as uncharacterized. Gene Ontology annotation, molecular function: aspartic-type endopeptidase activity. The record is from RefSeq and is a predicted model, not a curated record. The transcript is spliced from 2 exons. Gene Ontology annotation, biological process: proteolysis. Lineage: Eukaryota; Viridiplantae; Streptophyta; Magnoliopsida; Asterales; Asteraceae. Bases 1 to 930 code for a protein of 309 amino acids.
AUGACUAGUAAGAUUGAGGAGUUAAAGGAAAUGAUUGAAGGGUCUAGGACUAAAAGUAAGGAACGAAGGUGUACAUAUAAGGAUUUUAUGGCAUGUAAUCCAUUUUCAUAUAAUGGGGAGGUGGAUCCGAUAAAGUGUCAAAGAUGGAUAGCAAACAUCGAAACCGUGUUUAUACGUAGCCGAUGUGAGAAAGAAGAUCAAGUAAUGUUUGCUACGGGUCAGCUUCAGCAACAAGCCAAAGAUUGGUGGGAUACCCAAUGUAAAGAGUUAGGGGAAGUAAGACUCCAAACACUAACCUGGCAAGAAUUCAGGGAGUUGUUCCUGAAGCAUCAUUUCCCGCAGUCGGCAGUUGAUAGAAUACAAGAUGAAUUCUUGCAUCUUCGCCAACAGAAUGAAUCCAUUGAUGAAAUCACCAACAUAUUCUUUGAUAAGCUAAAGUUCUGUGAUGAUUUCGUCAUGUCCGAAAGGAUGAAGAUAAACCGGUAUUACGGUAUGUUGAAGGCCGAGUAUAGGGAGUUCAUUACCCCCUCGAAGUGUGAAACUUUGAGUGAACUUAUCAAUUUGGCCCCGGAUAGAGAGAUAGAGCUGAAGAGACAAGAGGGGCAUCCUUAUUAUAAGUGCCCUAGUCCCGUAAGGACGUGUUUCAAUUGCUUUACUCCUGGUCACGUCAAAGCCGAAAAGAAGAAUGAAAAUCAGAAGGCUCGGGGAAGGAUGUUUCAGAUUACCACAGAGGAAGCUAAGGUUCUACCAAAUGUUGUAUCAGGUAUUUUCUUAGUCAACCUAAUACCCGUGAAUGUGUUAUUUGAUUCUGGUGCUAGUAGGUCUUUUGUGUCUAGUGAACUUAUGUGUCAUCCCUCUUUUAGAAAGGAACGAAUGUCUAUACCCAUAGAAGUAGAAGUAGCGGAUAGCAAAAAGCAAUUUGCUAAGUGA